AUGGCUCUCUCACCCAACCCCGUCGCCGCGGCCGCAGCCGAAUCGGCCACCGCGGCACCCACCGCAGACAAGCUCACCAAGGCCAAGGACAACGAUGCUGCCGCUGCCGCUGCUGACGACGCAGAUGCUGACGCCGUCGCCGAGGAGCUCGACGGCACCGGCCCUGAAGCCGAAGCCGCUCGUAAGGAUCGCAAGCGCGAGAAGAAGGAGCGCAAGGAACGCGAACGUCGCGAACGCGAGCAGGCAGAGAAGGACGCUGCCACCGUAGCCGCCGCCUCGGCCGCUCAGGCCGUCUCCGCCGUCGCCUCGGCCAAUCGCCUCCCCAUCGACCCUUCUCUCGAUGGCUCCGCCGACACCUCGGCCCAGGUGGUCGAGAGUCUCGCCGUCGCCGACGCUGCCCCAGCCCAAGCCCCCGCCGCCCCAGCCGCCGCUGCUGCCACUGCUGCUCCUGCCGACGCUACCGCCGCGCCCGCCGCCCCUGCCGCCCCCACGGCCGAACAGCCGGGCAAGCGCAAGCGCGGUCGCCCCAAGAAGGACGGCUCCACCCCCUCGGCCGCCAAAAAGACCAAGCGCGAGGCGGGCGAAAACGGAGAGCGUCGCGGUCGCCGCCCCAAGAUGUCCGAGGAGGCAGCGCUGGAGGAGCUCCGAGGUCUACCUCCGCGCGAGCUCCUCGUCGAGCGCGUCUACUCGUCCGACAUGCUCGCCAAGCUCGAGAGGACCAUCGGCCUCAAGUACAAGAAGGGCCGAUUCACAAAGGAGGAGCAGGACACCAUCAAGAACGGCAUCGCCGAAUUCAUGAAGCUGAAAAACCUCUCGGAGGACGACUUCCAGGAGCUCCUCUACAACUACCGCGACCGCGGCUGGGAAAAGAUGUACACCGAGCUCUGGAAGGACCUCGCCGGUCGCCUCGACGGCAGGCCCAACAUCGCCGUCCGCCUCCACGUCCGCACCAACAAGUCGCAGUUCCGCAGGCAGGGCCGCUACACGCUCGCCGAAGACUACGAGAUCCGUCGCCGCAUGGGCGAGCUGCGCGAGGACGCCGCCAGCGUCGCAAAGCGCCUCGGCCGCCUCAACCAGGACGUGCUCUCGCGCUUCGUCAAGCUCCAGGUCAAGGACGAGAUGGCCGAGGGCCCCACCUGGACGGGCGAGGAGGACAAGGCGGUGCUCGCCGCGCUCGAGCAGUACAAGAAGGAGCAUCCGGGCGAGGUCAUCUCGUGGAAGGCCAUCGCCACCAUGAUGGGCAACAAGCGCUCCUACAAGGUCUACUCGAACCUCUUUUCCAACAUCCGCUCGCGCGUCGACCGCUCCGGCACCAGCCCGCGCCGCGACUACGGCACCACCGGCGAAGGCGACGAGGCCGAGGCGUCGCAGCACGCCGUGCGCGGCAACAACCGCCACCCCACGCGCGCCGAGCUCGACAACAGCGUCUGGAUCCCCGGCGAGGACGACCUGAUCCUGCUGCAGCGCCUCAACUUCCAAGACACGUUUACGCAGGACACGGUGCGCUGGGCCGACCUGUCGUUCGAGACGUGGCAGUGGCCGAGCGACACGCUCAAGCAGCAGUUUGAGCAGAUCAAGUCGCGCUACCUCCCCGACGCCUGGCAGGGCCAGUGGCAGGAGACGCUCGACAAGAUCAUCCGCACCAUCCGCACGCGUCGCACCAAGAAGGAGAUCGACGACGAGGGCGAGGACUCGCGCACCAACCUCGAUGACAAGUCGCAGCAGCAGCAGCAGCAGCAGCAGCCGGCACAGGCACAGGCCGAGAGCAGCACCGCCGCCGCGCAGGCGACUGACAAGGCUGCUGUGGCCGCCGUCGAGGGAGCCACGGAGGCGGCAGCGCCGGCGGCGGCAACUGAUGCAGCCCCAGCCCCAGCCGCAGCUGAAGUCAUUGAUCCGGCGCUGGAUGGCCAGACCGAGACUGCUGCUACCGAGGCGCCCGAUGCUGCCCCGGUCUCGUAG
Molecule: messenger RNA, 1959 nt
Organism: Moesziomyces antarcticus
Lineage: Eukaryota; Fungi; Basidiomycota; Ustilaginomycetes; Ustilaginales; Ustilaginaceae
Exons: 1
Coding region: 1-1959 (652 amino acids)
Biological process (GO): regulation of DNA-templated transcription
Cellular component (GO): nucleus
Molecular function (GO): transcription cis-regulatory region binding; DNA-binding transcription factor activity
Source: RefSeq, a predicted model, not a curated record